Molecule: messenger RNA, 1685 nt
Organism: Prorocentrum cordatum
Lineage: Eukaryota; Dinophyceae; Prorocentrales; Prorocentraceae
Source: the annotation of a GenBank genome assembly
CACGGCCACCCCACGAUUAGAGCCCCACCAGCUCCCAGACCCUGGAUUCCUUCUCCGGUGGUUCCUUAUCCUAUGCCUUCGCCGUAUCGCUCUUCUGGGAAAGGUUGGGCGGAGAGCCCAGGUGGGACGUGAGCAGGGGCGGGCCCUCUCAGAAGGCUCGGAAGUCCCCUGGCCCUCGUCUUCUGCGCCUGGCCCGGAGCCAGGGAAAACUUCUCGGAACGCGCGAGGGCCCCGCCGCCUUCUGCGAGGGCCUCCCCUCUCGCACUUCCGCCCCUCGCCCGCCGCCGGAAGGUGGUCGGGUUGCCAGGCCCUGGUCCUGAACACGGGCAGCUCGAGCAUCAAGUACGGCCGCGCCCGCGCAUGACGUCGUCGGCCCGGGCGACGCGCGCCUGGCGUGCCGGGGCCUCGUCGAGGGCGUCGGGCUGCCCCCCGGCGGCGGCGCGCACCGGCACCAGGCGGAGGGCGCGCCGGAGCAGAGGCACCAGGUGGACGUUGCCGACCACGGCGCUGGACUGCAGCGCAUCUUCGACCUGCUGCCCCAGGAGACCCUCGACAGCAUCAGGGUCGUGGGCCACCGGGUGGUGAACGGCGGCGCGAGCUUCACCGCCCCCGCCGUCAUCGACGACGAGGUCGAGAGCGCGAUCCGGGCGUCCCUGCCCCUCGCGCCGCUGCACAACCCCGCCAACCUCUCCGGCAUCCAGGCCGCGCGGGCCGUCUGGGGGGAGGUGCCGCACGUGGCGGUCUUCGACACCAGCUUCCACGCUGCCAUGCCGGCCGAGUCGUUCCUGUACGCCGUGCCGAAGGAGUGGUACGAGAAGUACGGCGUCCGCCGCUACGGCUUCCACGGGACCUCCUACAGCUACGUCCUGGGGCGCGUGGCGUCGGAGCUGCAGAGGCCGGCGUCGAGCCUCAACCUCAUCGUCUGCCACAUCGGCAGCGGGGCCAGCAUGGUGUGCAUCAAGGGAGGGAAGUUUAUGUCUCUGCUGCCUUUUCUUCCUCCAACCGUGGGCUUCACGCCGCUGGACGGCCUGGUCAUGGGCACCAGGAGCGGAGACGUGGACGCGGGCGUCUUCGGCCACCUGACCAAAGCGGCGGGCCUGUCCGUCGGCGAGGUCGACUCCGCGCUCAACAAGAAGAGCGGCCUGUACGGCCUGUGCGGCUUCUCGGACAUGCGCGCCGUGCAGGAGCGCGCCGACGGCGGCGACGCGGACGCUGCACUCGCCGAGCGGAUCUUCGUGGAGCGCGUGCGGAAGUACCUCGGGGCCUACCUGGUCAGGCUCCGCAACAACGUGGACGCCAUCGUCUUCACCGCAGGGGUGGGCGAGAACAGCGCGCGCUUCCGCGCCCUCGCGUGCGAGGGCCUGGAGGAGUUCGGCAUCAAAAUCGCGCCCGGGAAGAACCUCGCGGCGAAGGGCGUGGCCCGGAUCGAGGACGCCUUCUCGCGGACGAAGGUCAUGGUGGUCCCGACGGACGAGGAGGGCAGCAUCGCCAUCCAGGCCAUCGACCUCGUGGGCGUCCUGCCCGAGCCGGCGCAGGAGGUGCCGGCGGCCCUGCCGGGGCGCCGCAGGAGGCCGAAGCACGACCUGCUGGUGGUCGGGGAGAGCUCCCACAGCGGAUGGGCCCAUGUUCCGCCACCGCCACCAAGCUGGAAGGGGGAAGGAGGUGGAGGACGAGGAGGAGGAUGA